CCGCGCCUCUCACGCCUCGACCACCACUCCCGCCAUCAUUCUUCCCAUGUGGCGAUGCGCAGAGCAGUGAUCCAGAACCUGCGUGCGUUCCGCCGUCCUACGCCGCGCUCUGCUCUCAAGAAACUCCGAAUCAGUCCCCAGAAUGCCAACCAGCUGCGAUCAAUAGCCAGUGGACGCACGGCCCAGCCGCUGCAGUCGUCGAUGCGCCUUUCGCGCAAAUACUCCAUCCCUGCCGCGGUGGGCAUUGGCGCCGCCGCUCUAUACUACGGGUACGAACAGCGAUCGCAGUCCUUAUCGCAGCCAGCAAAUGUCUCGCCAGUGUCUAGUGCUCUGAGUGGCAGCCAGGGGAGAUCAUAUUCGACAUCAUCUACAGCAACAGCGCAAUCAACAGCGGCAGAUCUAGCAACAGGUGCACUCGCUCAGGAUUCAGUAGUGCCAGAGGCAGUGAGGAAGGCAUUGAUUGUGGAGCAGGGCCAACUCUUCACGGCUCAGAUUCCUGCGGAUCAGCCCAUCAGCAAAGAGACGGAUUUCUCAGGGAGGAAGGUGUUGGAGAUGCUCACUCCAGAACAGGCCACAGCCAAGCUUCGGACGAACGAGGAAAGCUACUUGGUUGGUCGAGGAGAGGGCGUAGUCCGCUAUGAUGUGGUGCAGAUACCCAGUAACGACCCAAUUGAGGAUGAUCAUGUUGAGAAGAUCGUAGAAGUGCCCAAUACUACAGCUGCGGCACCGGAUGGGAAGACGAGCUCAGAUUGGAUGUUUUGGGGUGUGUUCGACGGUCACUCAGGCUGGACGACUUCCGCGAAAUUGCGACAGACACUCGUUUCAUACGUUGCUCGCGAGCUGAAUGCGACUUACAAGUCUGCUCUGCAAGAUCCGAAGAUCAACUUCCCUGCCGCGGACGCCAUCGAUGCUGCUAUCAAGAAGGGCUUUGUCAAACUUGAUAACGAGAUCACACACGAAUCUGUGCAGAAAGUGCUGAAGGCGCAGUCCAAGGUCGUCGCAGCUGAAAUUCUUGCGCCUGCCCUAUCAGGGUCGUGCGCUCUUCUCUCGUUUUACGAUUCAAAGUCGAAAGAGCUGCGCGUGGCAUGCACAGGCGAUUCGAGGGCGGUGCUGGGUAGACGGGGAGGCAGCGGGAAAUGGACAGCCACAGCACUCUCCAUCGAUCAGACUGGAGGCACACCUUCGGAAGAUGCUCGCCUCAGAGCAGAACAUCCUGGUGAGCCAUAUGUGACCAUGAACGGACGUAUCCUUGGUGGUCUGGAGCCAAGCAGAGCAUUUGGAGACGCAGUAUACAAAUGGUCAGCCGAGACACAGGAGAAGAUGAAGAGACAGUUCUUCGGUCGUUCGCCUAGCAAGCACUUGAAGACGCCGCCAUAUGUGACUGCCGAACCUGUUAUCACGAGGACGAAGAUCGAGCCUGCAAACGGCGAUUUCGUAGUCAUGGCCACAGACGGCUUGUGGGAGAUGCUCACGAACGAGGAGGUCGUUGGCCUCGUUGGACAAUGGCUUGAGACGCAAGCUUCAGCCACUGCGAAGGGUUCAAGCAAUGGAUGGCUACAGUCGUGGUUCAGCAGCCAGAAAAGCUCACUACCCAUCGAGCACCACGAUCAAGGCGACGGGUCAGGUCAGCGUGCUCCUGUGCGCCAACAGCAAUGGGGCAUCCCAUCGGGCGAGCAGAGAUUCGUGGUUGAGGAUAAGAAUGCAGCGACACAUCUCGUGCGUAACGCGCUUGGCGGCAAAGACCAGGACACGCUCUCGGCGCUUCUCACCUUGCCUUCGCCCUACAGCCGGAGAUAUCGCGAUGACUUGACUGUACAAGUCAUCUUCUUCGGCGAGGGUCAGGGCAAUGGCAAAGUCGAGCUCAACAAGGAAGCAUCAGCCACUGCUAACGGUCCUGCUGGUGUGAAGGCCAAGCUCUAGGAGAAUUACGUGCAUUAUCUGCAAGAUGUCGUCUGUCCAAAAGCACUCUACACCAAACUGCAGCAUCGGAGCCACGGCUUUUUCUCUGACUUAUAUUGGUGGAAUCUAGCAGAAUGGCGAAUCGGGCCAUUGUCGAUGGGUCGAUGGGAUCGUUUCUCCCGUGCUGUGAAGAGAUAGUACCAGCACUGGAAGCGAUGGCCCCUAGACUUGGAGCUGCAUAUGCGGCAAUUGAUUGCUUCGAGGGCAAGAGGAAGAGCGGAAGCAGUAGGGACUGUCGAUCCAAUGGCAGCGCGGUUUCAGUUUACUUCAUGGCCUGAACUUGUUGCAUAGCGUGGCGCGACAGGAGUUGGGCAGAGACUAUCGUCGGAUAGAAGGACGAUUGUCGUCCGUGUGAAUUUGUAACAUUAGUUUACGGCAGUUGAGUCGGUGAUGAGUUCGAAACACCGCCGCUCUUGAAUGGGAGAAUACAGAA
Messenger RNA from Cercospora beticola, 2392 nucleotides. Its product is annotated as PP2C family serine/threonine-protein phosphatase. Lineage: Eukaryota; Fungi; Ascomycota; Dothideomycetes; Mycosphaerellales; Mycosphaerellaceae. Gene Ontology annotation, biological process: protein dephosphorylation. Gene Ontology annotation, cellular component: mitochondrion. Gene Ontology annotation, molecular function: [pyruvate dehydrogenase (acetyl-transferring)]-phosphatase activity. The record is from RefSeq and is a predicted model, not a curated record.